Molecule: messenger RNA, 2135 nt
Organism: Aegilops tauschii subsp. strangulata
Lineage: Eukaryota; Viridiplantae; Streptophyta; Magnoliopsida; Poales; Poaceae
Source: RefSeq, a predicted model, not a curated record
AACACCGUAUCUAGAAAACCGUAGCUGUUACCUUUGCCUUCCCCUUCCCCUCCUAAAUAGAGCGGCGGCGGUAGUUGGCGGCGGCGGCGUGGAGAAGAAAGGAGGACGGGCGGCGAGAUGGCGACGGCAGGGAAUUCGAAGGCGCCGAGUGGCGAGAAUCCGUCCUUAGGCGGGGAGCUCUAUCAGGCUGCAAUCUCUCUGCAUAAGAGUAUCAGGCGGAUCGGGGCCAAGGGGGACAUGAUGUUCGAGAUUGGUCGUCUUGACGCCGCGCAUCGCGUAACUCUGUUUGAGUUGAGAUCGGAGAUGUUCGAGCUGUCGGAAAAGAUCAGGCACGUGAUGCCCGACGCCUUUCGUAUUGAAGCUAAAGGUGAGAUGGACACUGGUGGGAGGUCGUCGAAGCGAAGUAAUGCUGCGGAUCUCGAGGAACUUCGUCAUGUGGCAUCACUGAUGCGGACAACCAAAGAAGCAGAAAGAAAGGAGCUGCUCGAUCUGUUAGCAAAGGAGAAGGGGUUGUUCGCUGGCAAGGCAGGCAAUCUACCCGAAUCGAUUAGGAAGAUCCUGCUGAAAUUCAGAAAUUUUGUCGGUGACAUCAAUUCAGUAUUUGAAGCGGAACAGACCCGAAAGGAGGCAGCGGCAGUGCUAACCUUGGGCUUCAGGCUACAGUUCUUCUCCAAGCAGAUCCAUGAGCUGUGGCAAGAGAUGUGCAAGUUGCAGAGUUUGUUCUCGCCAGAGAACAAAGAUGUCAUGAGAACAAUGAUCGUUUUGAAGAAUGAGUACCUGCCCCGGAUCUGCAAGUUGCAAUGGAUUGCUAAACGUAUCAGCAUGCUGCAGCAAGUGGACCCGGAUUUUGAUUCCAAGGUGAAAUUGAUGAUGAUACAGUUGAAAUCUGAAUCUUUCUUAUCAGCUAUGGAGGAGGUGGAGAGGGAACACAUAUGCAAAUCUUCCAUGGAGGAGGAGGAGAGGAGGUUUGCUGCCUACCGUAUGAACUGGGACCGUAUAUGGGGGCACGACAAGGACUUUGAAGACCAGACGCUUUUGAGCCCCAUGCUCUAUACACAUUGCACACCGCGCCGCAUCCCAAUUGAAGCUCUAGCCGGGAGUACCUUACAGAUCUAUUCCAUUAAAAUCUCGGCAACAAAAAAUCUCACAUUGCCAGUGGAGGUGUAUGGAGUGGUAGCAGCCCGAGAUACUGCGGACCGUCACCGCAACCCUAUAUUCCUUCGCAGAAGUAACUACUGCCAAAAACUGGAAGAAAAUGAUUCCUUUUUGUGCCUGGAUGGCCCGGUUCGUGCGAUUGUGUCCAUGGGCACUGUGUACUUUGAAAUUCAACUAAAAGUAAAGGGCGCAUCAGAAUCUGAAGAUAAAGCAUUGAUCAGUACUUAUUUCUUCUACAAUGGUGACAGUUCCGGUGGGCAUGUGGCUAAGAACGACUUCUGCACAGUGGAGUUUUGCUGGGAGCAACUUCGGCAGUCAGUGCAGGCUACUAUCCUGAGUGUGCUUGUUACAUCUGUAGAUGGAAAAUUGCCUUUUCCGCAUGGUGGCAGAGUUGUUUGCUCUUCACAACCUCAGGAUGGUAAUGAAGAUAUUGCUGGGCUCUCAUCCAGGCAAGUUGUGUUGGUUGAUUCAGAAGGUGGAAGAAUGCCAAUUGCUGAACAUGGCUAUCUUGAGCUGUCAAGAGAAGUAGUUUCUGUGGAAUUGAAUGGAAAGUUAAAAGUCCUUAUAGAGGCCUAUUCGACAACACAAUCUGCUGAGAGUGCUCAAGUCAUCUUAAUAACACCAAAAAAAUCCAACAUAACUAAAGUUGCAUGUAGCCUAUAUGCUGGUGGCCCUAAGGUGGAGAUUACUGUUGCUUGGUCCCUCAUUCCGUCGAAGAUGCUUAAUUGAUGAAUGAUGAUGGGAGACUGGACUUGUUGAAAAGAUGGUGAUAUGUGAAAGUUAUGGUCAUACGGCUGCCUUUCCUGUAGUUAUGGUCAGACUAUGUGAACAUUUUUAACUGUAUUGUCAAGCUAUGUGAAAGUUAUGUGAACCUGUAUUAAGUGGGAUGUAUUAAGCUAUGUUAUGCUUGACAAUCGAUCAUGUUACUUUCUGAACAAUUGUUUAUCAAUCAAAAUCAGAUUGGUAUCUCCUGUGAGCUA